AUGGAUUCGCCAGUUGUGAGAGGCUGGAUGCAAAACAAAGUGAUCCUGCACCGUGCUGCUGCGAGUGCCUUGUGUAUCCUUCCGCGAGAAUACCUCUCGCGGUCGGACAUAAUCAUCAACGUCGAAGUUCUGAUUCCGCUGAUUAGAUUUCUUGGUCUGCGGCCCUCCAUCUACACAAUCCGCAAUGAAGUGACGAGCUUUUUUCAUUGUGCACGGCCUCCGGGAAUGCGAUGUGAUCCACGCCCAAAGCUGGGCCCUUCGGAGAUUGAUCUCGAUUUUUUCGAGAUCGGCCAAAAGGGGCCAUUACCCCAGGGAGCCGAGAGCUUCGAUUCGAUUUCCGACGCUGAAGCUUCUACCGAAGCAGCCGAAAGCGAGAAAGAGUUUCUCGAGGAUCCCGAGUUGGAGGUAGAGGGCGACAGUUUGAGCAUGGAGCCGACCGUUGGCAGUGCCUCGGGGGAUCGCAGGCUCAGUGGUUCCAGCUUGAGCUCGGAGGACAAUCCUUGGGUGAAGAAGUGCCCGCACGGGAGUGGCAAAGAAGAGCUGGAGCGGCAGGGGGCUAUUCUUGAGGAGCUUCAAAGGUUGCUAGCCCUUCAGGCAGAAGAGGAGAAGCUUACAGAGCUGUUAGCUGCAUUGCAAGAUCAAGAUGGGGCCGAUCACCAAGACACGCUUCCGCACGACCUCGCCGAGUCGGUCGCUGUUGAGAAGUCUUUCAUCGAGGCUUCAAAGCCCGAUGUCGUGGUGCACGACGAGCAGAGGGUUGCCAGAGAGCUGUUCCCUCCUUCUCCAACAGCAAAGGAGUUGCAGCUGUGUGCAAGCAUCGCAGAAGCACCUGGGGUUUCGCUAGCAGACGAAGUCCUGCCCGAGACCAGCAACAUCGCAGAAGCAGCCGAAGACCCAGUAGCAGACGAAGCCAUGCCCGAGAGCAACCUCGCAGAAGCACCCGAAGACCCAGCAGCAGACGAAGUCAUGCCCGAAAGCAACAUCGCAGAAGCACCCGAGGUCCCAGUAGCAGAUGAAGUCAUGCCCGACAGCGACAUCGCAGAAGCACCCGAAGACCCAGUAGCAGAUGAAGUCAUGCCCGACAGCGACAUCGCAGAAGCACCCGAAGACCCAGAAGCAGCAGACAAAGUCAUGGCCGACAGCAGCCUCCAGCAUGAUACCAGCAGGUUCGCAGAGGCCCCAGAAGCAGCAUCCAGAUCGUGCACGGAGACAGAACCGGAGUCCUGUGAUGAUCACACGAAGCACUACGAAUUUGACCCAGAGCCAAACCACGAAGGUUCCAAGCCAGCCAAUCCAGCUUUGAAGCGAAGUGAUCGAGUUCGCCCCUCAAUCCUGAAAGAUUUGGCAGCCCUUUCGCCGGAAGAGCAGACCAGGCUUGCUCGCCCCACGAAAGGCGAGGAGGCAGAUGAUGAGGACGAGGAUUCUGCCGAAGCUCACAAGCGGAUAAAGCUGGUGGGCCCAAACGAAAGCGAGCCAAUCGGGCUUAUGCUGAGACGGACUAGCUACAACGAGCACUCGACGAACCGGCCUCACGGGGGUGAAGUUCGAUGCCCGGCAGAGUUGAGGGCUGGGCCGCUCGAGCAUCUGCUUUGGGCACAGCAUGCGACCCGCCGACGGAUCGAAGCCUUGCAGAACAAGGUCGGCAGAUCGGCAUCGGCACCUCCCGGACGAGGCUCAGCAGCGACUCGUCAUGGAGCACCACCCUCUGGUACCGAAGUUCCCGCACCAGCUGUGGACCCAAAGCAAGCACCACCGAAAGUUUCCGCAGCAGCACCACCAGUGUACCCGAAGCAAGCAGCCCCGAAAGUUUCCACAGCAGCACCACCAGUGGACCCGAAGGAAGCAGCCUCGAAAGUUUCCGCCGCAGCACCACCAGUGGACCCGAAGCAAGCAGCCCCGAAAGUUUCCACAGCAGCACCGCCUCUGAACCCGAAGCGACCAGCCGCAGCAGCACCACCUGUGAAUCCCAAGCAAGCAGCCCCGAAAGUUUCCGCAGCAGCACCUCCUGUGAACCCGAAGCAAGCAGCAGCCCCGAUAGUUUCCUCUGAUACAGCAGGCCCGGAAGCUACUCGAGGAUCCAGCUUCGAUAGUGCUUGGAGGUAUUGUGCAACCUUGCCCGACACCCCAUUAGAGAAGCCUCAGCCGGACGCAGACGAGAAGAGCCCACCUGGCGAGCACCGUGGGGACUCGAUCCCUUUGGGUUACUCUCCGGGGCAAAUGGCAGACAACAGCUUUGCCUGGGCAGCAAGCAAAGGCUUGCUGAGAACAAACGAAGUGCAUAAGGCUGAGGAGGCCAAAUUGGUCAUCGAAGAGAAGUUUAGCAACCGCACCGAACGAGGAACCUCCCGGACCAUGACAGCCGAAGCCGAAGACGAAGACGGCUACAUGUUGGAGGAUGAUGUUGCCGGUGCCGAGAAUAAUCCGACCGAGCACAAGCCUUCGGAUGGUGUCGCCGCCAAGGGGAAGCCAUUCGUCCUGCAAGGAGAAGCUGAAGAAGAUGAACAACCCACGGGCCACGGAGUUGCUGGUCUCAAUUACAGGAUUGCCAACCACAUGCAGAGCCUCUUGGAUCAGAUGAACAAUCUUUACAAGACCCUGACAGAGCAGGAGGCCGAAGCCGUGACAGACCUGGAUGGCUCGAUUCCUGGAUUAUAA
This is a messenger RNA of Symbiodinium sp. CCMP2592, 2655 nucleotides long. Lineage: Eukaryota; Dinophyceae; Suessiales; Symbiodiniaceae. The record is from the annotation of a GenBank genome assembly.